AAUGUUCACCAUCAUCAUCAGCUCCUAAAACCCUACACCCAGGCAGGCACAUACAUAUCUGAACUGGCUAAAACCCUACCCGUCAUAUGCUCACUUCAUUUUGUGCAAAACCCACAAACACCUCCCCCCGCCCCCCCCAAAAAAAAAAAAUUCAAUCUUGACAUGAAAAUUCAGUCCCCCCAGUUGAUCAGAACAUGAUAAAAAGGAGACCUUUUUGUCACGCUCUGUACUUCAAACCCAAAAAAGGGACAAUCACUUCAACCUGUGCUGUCUCUUUAGACCCCCAUCCAAUCCCAAAUGACCACACGUCCCUUUGCCAAUCCUUAGUUCAUGACCUUCUUCGCCGCGGUCUGUUGUCCUCUGCACAGCAAGUUGUUCAGAGAUUCAUUGCCAGCUCUCCAACAGUCCAUGAUGCAAUCUCCGCUGUUGAGUUUGCCUCCGCGAGUGGCAUGGACCUUGGCCCUGGAAUUCCUGGUGAGCUUAUUAGGAAAUUGGUUGACUUGGGUCAUCCUUUAUCGGCGCAUGAGUUUUAUCAUGAUCGUGUGGUUGCUAGAGGUAUUGAGCCGGACUCGAAUAUUGUUAAUUCUCUGGUUAUUUGUUUGGCUAAGUUAGGGAAAUUAGAUGAUGCCGUAACGCUUUUUGAUAGACAUAUUGGUAGUGGUGAUUGUGUGGUUAGUAAUGCUGCUUGUAGCACGAUUCUUAGAGGGUUUUACGAGCAAGAUAAGUUUGUGGAGGCAUUUGAUUAUUUUGUUAGGAUCAGUGAUGCUAAUGUGAAAUUGGGUAUGUGGGCUUACAAUGUUUUGAUUGAUGGAUUGUGUCAACAAGGGUACGUGGGUGAAGCGAUAGAAGUGUUAGAUAUAAUGUGCAGAAUAACUGGGUUGCCGCCUACUCUGCAUAUGCUCAAGACAUUAUUUUAUGGGCUUUGCAAGAGAGGGUGGUCCAUCGAGGCAGAGUGGAUUUUUGAAGAGAUGGAGGCACAAGGUUUCUUUGUGGAUAAGGUGAUGUAUACUUCGCUGAUGAAUGCUUAUGGUAAGGAUAAGAAGAUGAAGAUGGCAAUGAGGGUUUAUUUUAGGAUGCUGAAGAAUGGUUAUGACCCGGAUAUUUGUACUUGUAAUACUUUGAUUUAUGGAUUUUCAAAGAUGGGUUUGUUUGAUAAAGCGUGGGUGUUGUACAACCUGAUGAAUGACCUGGGGCUUCAGCCUAAUGAGGUCACUUAUAGUAUAAUGAUUCAUAAUUAUUGCAAGAAAGGGAAGUUGGAUUGUGCUAUGUCGCUUUUGAAUAGCAUGGCUCCCUGCAAUUUGACUCCUUGUGUGCAUUGUUAUACGCCUAUAAUGGUCACUCUUUAUAAGCUGAAUAGGUGUUUGGAAGUUGAUGAAUGGUGUGAAAGAAUGCUGGAAAGUGGAAUUGUUCCGGACCAUGUUCUGUUUUUUGUACUCAUGAAGAAUAAGCCUAAGGGGCUUGGGUUUGAGCUUCAACUCUGUUUGUUGAUGUUGCAGGCAAUUGCCAAGAACGGGUGUGGGUUGGACUGUUCUUCACUCUCAAAUUCUGAUAAGAUAAAUUCCACUCUGGCUUUGGAGCAAGAAAUUGAGCUACUUCUGAGAGAAAUUGCAAGACGUGACUUGAAUCUAUGUAAUGUGGCUGGUGGUAUCUAUGUUAGUGCCUUGUGUGAAGGUGGAAAGACAGAAGCUGCAUUGGAUUGCUUGGAAAAUAUGGUAAAUGCAGGAUGUGUUCCUUUGCUUUUCACUUUCAAUUCUCUGAUCAAACGUCUAUUCCAGGACGGGCUUUCCGAGGAUGUCAAGUCUCUGAUUGAAAUUAUGCAAAACUGGGGCAUAUCUCCAAACUUGGAAACUUAUCUGAUAAUGGUAAAUCAAUACUGUAAACAAGAGGAUCUGGCAUUGGCUUUUGGUAUGUUGGAGCAGAUGGAGGAAAUGGGUCUGAAACCUAAUGUAGCUAUCUAUGACUGCAUUAUUGCUUGUCUAAGCCAACAGAGGAGAAUCUCUGAAGCCGAAACUCUUUUCUGCAGGAUGCUUGAGAAUGGUGUGGAUCCUGAUGAAGUUGCCUAUAUGACAAUGAUCAAUGCUUAUGCUAGGAAUGGAAAAGGUGUUAAAGCCCUUCAUUUGUUUGAGAUGAUGAUAAAGAAUGCCAUUCAGCCAAGUUCUUAUUCUGACACUGCACUGGUAGCGGGUUAGUGAAGAGAAAAAAUGACUAUUGAGGGGUGCGUUUAUCUUGAAAAAAUGUUGGCAGAGGGUUUUGUGCCAAAUAUUGUCUUGUAUACCUUUUUACAAAUCAUUUUUCGAAGAUGGGAGAGUUUAAAUAUGCCUUCAGACUAAGUGAUUUGAUGUUUAGAAGUCAGAUCGAAGCUGACCCUGUCUUG
Messenger RNA from Populus euphratica (Euphrates poplar), 2374 nucleotides. Its product is annotated as pentatricopeptide repeat-containing protein At5g62370-like. The record is from RefSeq and is a predicted model, not a curated record. The coding region runs from base 195 to 2189 and encodes 664 amino acids. Gene Ontology annotation, molecular function: protein binding. The transcript has a single exon. NCBI's taxonomy places the organism in Eukaryota, Viridiplantae, Streptophyta, Magnoliopsida, Malpighiales, Salicaceae.